Molecule: messenger RNA, 3490 nt
Organism: Panicum hallii
Lineage: Eukaryota; Viridiplantae; Streptophyta; Magnoliopsida; Poales; Poaceae
Product: LRR receptor-like serine/threonine-protein kinase
Exons: 2
Coding region: 1-3297 (1098 amino acids)
Biological process (GO): protein phosphorylation
Cellular component (GO): plasma membrane
Molecular function (GO): protein binding; protein kinase activity; ATP binding
Source: RefSeq, a predicted model, not a curated record
AUGCCGCCGCGGUCCCGCGCCGCCGCACUGAGGCCCGCGCUUCUCGUGCCGCUCGCCUGCGCGCUGCUGCUGCUGGUGCCGCCGUGCCACUGCGUCAACGAGCAGGGCCAGGCGCUGCUGCGAUGGAAGGACACGCUGCGCCCGGCGAGCGGCGCGCUGGCGUCGUGGCGCGCCGCGGACGCCAGCCCGUGCCGGUGGUUCGGCGUGUCCUGCGACGCGCGCGGCGACGUCGUCGGGCUGGGCAUCACCUCGGUCGACCUGCAGGGCCCGCUCCCGGCCAACCUGCAGCCGCUGGCGGCGUCGCUGAAGACGCUGGUGCUCUCCGGCACGAACCUCACCGGCGCGAUACCGAAGGAGAUCGGCGGGUACGGCGAGCUGACCACCCUUGACCUCAGCAAGAACCAGCUCACCGGCGCGAUCCCGCCCGAGCUGUGCCGGCUCGCGAAUCUCGAGUCGCUCGCGCUCAACUCCAAUUCCCUGCGCGGCGCCAUCCCCGACGACAUCGGCAACCUCGCCAGCCUGACGUACCUCACCCUCUACGACAACGAGCUGAGCGGACCCAUCCCGGCGAGCAUUGGGAAGCUGAAGAAGCUGCAGGUGCUCCGCGCCGGCGGGAAUCAGGGGAUGAAGGGACCUUUGCCGCCGGAGAUCGGCGGCUGCACCGACCUCACCAUGCUCGGCCUCGCGGAGACCGGCGUCUCCGGGAGCCUUCCGGAGACGAUCGGGCAGCUCAAGAAGAUUCAGACCAUUGCCAUCUACACCACUUUGCUCUCCGGCCGGAUCCCGGAGUCCAUCGGCAACUGCACCGAGCUCACCAGCCUGUAUCUCUACCAGAAUUCUCUCUCCGGGCCGAUACCGGCGCAAAUUGGGCAGCUCAAGAAGCUCCAAACGCUGCUUCUGUGGCAGAACCAGCUCGUCGGCGCAAUUCCCCCGGAGCUCGGACAGUGCAAGGAGCUCACGCUCAUUGACCUGUCGCUGAAUUCCCUUACCGGGAGCAUUCCGGCGAGUUUGGGCGGGCUGCCGAAUCUCCAGCAGCUGCAGCUGAGCACGAACCAGCUGACCGGCGUCAUCCCUCCGGAGCUCUCCAACUGCACGUCGCUGACGGACAUCGAGGUCGACAACAACGCGCUGUCCGGGGAGAUCCGCCUCGACUUCCCGAGCCUGCGCAACCUCACCCUGUUCUACGCGUGGAAGAACCGGCUCACCGGCGGCGUGCCGGCGAGCCUCGCCGAUGCGCCCAGCCUGCAGGCGGUUGACCUGUCGUACAACAAUCUCACCGGCCCGAUCCCGAAGGAGUUGUUCGGGCUCCAGAAUUUGACGAAGCUGCUGCUGCUGAACAACGAGCUGUCCGGGUUCAUACCUCCGGAGAUCGGCAACUGCACCAGCCUCUACCGCCUCCGGCUCAACGGCAACCGGCUCUCCGGCACGAUACCCGCCGAGAUCGGCAAUCUGAAGAACCUUAACUUCCUCGACAUGAGCGAGAACCACCUCGUCGGCCCUGUGCCCGCGGCCAUUUCCGGGUGUGCCAGCCUCGAGUUCCUCGACCUGCACUCAAAUGCUCUGUCCGGCGCAUUGCCGGAGACGUUGCCCCGCAGUCUCCAGCUGAUUGACGUCUCCGACAACCAGCUCGCUGGGCCGUUGAGCUCCAGCAUCGGGUCAAUGCCGGAGCUGACGAAGCUGUACUUGGGUAAGAACCGGCUGACCGGCGGCAUACCACCGGAGCUCGGUUCGUCCGAGAAGCUCCAGCUGCUGGACCUCGGCGGCAACGCGUUCACCGGUGGCAUCCCAGCAGAGCUCGGGAAGCUACCGUCGUUGGAGAUUUCGCUUAACCUCAGCUGCAACCGGCUCUCGGGGGAGAUACCGUCGCAGUUCGCCGGCCUCGACAAGCUCGGCAGCCUGGACCUGUCGCACAACGAGCUCUCCGGCACCUUAGAACCGCUCGCGGCGCUGCAGAACCUCGUCACGCUCAACAUCUCCUACAACGCCUUCUCCGGCGAGCUCCCGAACACUCCGUUCUUCCAGAAGCUUCCCCUCAGCGACCUCGCCGGCAACCGGCACCUCGUCGUCGGCGACGGGUCUGACGAAUCCUCGCGGCGCGGGGCCAUCUCAUCACUAAAGGUAGCGAUGUCCGUGCUUGCCGCAGUCAGCGCGCUGCUCCUGGUUGCCGCCACCUACAUGCUCGCCCGCACGCACCGCCGCGGCGGCGGGCGCAUCAUCCACGGCGAGGGCACGUGGGAGGUGACGCUGUACCAGAAGCUCGACAUCACCAUGGACGACGUGCUCCGCGGGCUGACGUCCGCGAACGUGAUCGGCACCGGCAGCUCGGGGGUCGUGUACAAGGUGGACACCCCGAACGGCUACACCCUGGCCGUGAAGAAGAUGUGGUCGUCGGACGAGGCGACGUCGGCCGCUUUCCGCAGCGAGAUCGCAGCGCUGGGCUCCAUUCGGCACCGCAACAUCGUGCGGCUCCUCGGGUGGGCCGCGAACGGCGGCACCCGGCUGCUAUUCUACAGCUACCUCCCCAACGGCAGCCUGAGCGGGCUCCUCCACGGCGGCCUCGCCGCCAAGGGCGCGCCCGCGGACGAGUGGGGCGCGCGCUUCGACGUCGCGCUCGGCGUCGCCCACGCCAUCGCGUACCUCCACCACGACUGCGUGCCGGCCAUCCUCCACGGCGACGUCAAGUCCAUGAACGUGCUGCUCGGCCCGGCCUACGAGCCGUACCUCGCCGACUUCGGCCUCGCCCGCGUCCUCUCCGCCGCCAGCUCCAAGCUCGACACCGGCAAGCAGACGCGCAUCGCCGGCUCGUACGGCUACAUGGCACCAGAAUACGCGUCGAUGCAGCGGAUCAGCGAGAAGAGCGACGUGUACAGCUUCGGCGUGGUGGUGCUGGAGAUCCUGACGGGGCGGCACCCGCUGGACCCGACGCUGCCGGGCGGCGCGCACCUGGUGCAGUGGGUGCGCGAGCACGCGCAGGCGACGCGCGACGCGUCGGAGCUCGUGGACGCGCGGCUCCGGGCGGGUGCCUCCGAGGCGGACACGCACGAGAUGCGGCAGGUGCUGUCCGUGGCCGCGCUCUGCGUGUCGCGCCGCGCCGACGACCGGCCCGCCAUGAAGGACGUCGUGGCGCUGCUCGAGGAGAUCCGCCACCCCGCCGCGGCCGGGGACGACGCGAAGCAGCAGCAGCCGGCCGCCGCCGCUGCUGCGGCCACUCCGGUGCCGGUGUCGCCGGUGCGGGGCGCGCGCUCGGGGGGCCCGUCUUCGAGCUGCUCGUUCGCCGCCUCGGAGUAUUCUGCCUGACGGGUUUGCAAAACAAAAAUUUUGCGAGCGUAGUGAGCUUAGUAAAUUACUAUUAGCAGCUUAGCAAGCCAUAAAACAGUAUGUUGAUUAGCCAGCGUGCUACUGGUGAUGUUGUACUUAGGUGUAAUUGCCCUUGUACAUUAACCUGAAGAAUUUCGAUUCUAGAACAGAUUUAGAGUCGACUUUUUGGCCC